AUGGAUGAUUUUCUGAACCUGGAACUGCUCUCGCUUGUAUCCAAGGUCACCUCAGAACUUCAGAACCAUGUUGGCGUUAGCGACAAGACUCUCGCCGAGUUCCUCAUCGCCCAACGCAUCGAGAGCAAAAAUGCCGACGAGUUUCGCUCGAAAUUGGACGGCCUCGGCGCCGACUUCCCGCCAAGUCUAGUGGACAGCUUGGAACGCUUGGUGCUGACCAUGCAUCCCCGCUUCAAGGGCAGUAAAGCCGCGGCUGAGCCCAAAGAGGAGCACCACGGCCGGUCGCUUGAGGAAAAGGAGAAGGCUUUUAGCGGACUUGCGCUCGCAGAUGGCAAGCCAUCCUACCGAGACGACGAUGGCGAUGCUAUCGACGAUACGUUGGCGCUUCUGGAAGGUCUCGAAGGCAAAGCUCGCAAAGACAAGGGUACACGGAAACGAAGCCGGAGUCCCCGCGACGAAUCACGACGGCGAAGACGAGAUAGGUCACGAUCAAGAGAAGGGCGAAAGCGCGACAGAUUUCGUUCGCGCUCACCAUCACAGGACCGAGGCGACCAAGACUCGCGCAAUGGAUAUAGAGACUCGCGCAAGAGCCGCCACGGACGCCGGGAGGAUCGCUAUGACGCCUCAAGACACGCGCCCGCUCCCGAAAUGGACGACGAGCCUCAGCUCAAUAAAGUAUACGAAGGCCAUGUCACAGGCAUCAAAGACUUUGGCGCUUUUGUCAAUCUGCACAAUGUUCGUGGGCGACAGGAUGGUCUCGUGCACAUUUCCAAGAUUGCCGCCCAUCAGCGCGUAAACCACCCCUCAGAUCUCCUUGAAAAGGGUAAGAAUGUGUGGGUCAAGGUUGUCAGCGUUGAGGGCAAGCGCAUCAGCCUCUCCAUGGCAUCCGUCGAUCAGUCCACGGGCAUGGACAAGGAGCCGCAAGUGAGCUUCACGUCCGGCGCCAACAUGGAGGCACUGGGUGGCGGCGGUCGAGGGUUCAACGAUGUACCAUCCGGUAUGCCACGAGACGACAUUGGUGCACCAAGAAAACACAAGAAGAGGAUGACGUCGCCCGAGCGCUGGGAGAUCCGGCAACUGAUUGCUUCUGGUGUCGCCAAAGCGUCUGACUACCCUGACUUGGAGGAGGAAUACAACGCGACUUUGCGUGGCGACGGGGAGUUGGAGCUUGAGGAGGAUGUUGAUAUCGAAGUUCGCGAAGAAGAGCCUCCUUUCCUCGCGGGCCAAACAAAACAGUCACUUGAGCUAUCACCCAUUCGUGUUGUCAAGGCUCCUGAUGGCUCCAUGAACAGAGCUGCCAUGUCCGGCACAGCUUUAGCCAAAGAGAGAAAGGAACUAAAACAGCAAGAGGCAGAGGCUGCCAAGGAGAGGCCCAAGGAGAACCUGUCUUCCCAGUGGGAGGACCCCAUGGCAGACCCCGAAAAGAGACAGUUCGCCAGUGACUUGCGAAAUGCCAAGAUGAAUGCGGGUACAGAAGAUGUUCCCGAGUGGAAAAGAGCAAUCGUCCCGCGCAACCAAACGCUAGGAAAACGAACAAAUCUGAGCAUGAAAGAGCAGCGCGAAACACUGCCCGUAUAUGCGUUCCGCUCGCAGCUUAUCAAAGCUGUGCAAGAGAACCAAAUUCUGAUUGUUGUUGGUGAAACUGGCUCUGGUAAAACUACACAGCUGACGCAGUAUCUCGCCGAGGGCGGCUUUGCUAAUGACGGCGUCAUUGGCUGCACACAGCCGCGACGAGUUGCGGCCAUGUCCGUGGCAAAGCGUGUUGCCGAGGAAGUCGGUUGCAAGCUGGGUGAGGAAGUCGGUUACUACGUCCGUUUCGACGACAUGACGGGCCCCAUGACCAAGAUCAAGUACAUGACAGACGGUAUGCUUCUCCGAGAAGUUCUCGGUGACCCUGAUAUGAAGCGUUACUCGGUCAUCAUGCUCGACGAGGCGCACGAGCGUACCAUCUCGACUGAUGUGCUCUUUGCACUACUCAAGAAGGCUCUCAAACGCCGUCCUGAUCUCAAGGUCAUCGUCACCUCUGCCACCCUCGAUGCCGACAAAUUUUCCAUGUAUUUUAACGAAUGUCCCAUCUUUACGAUUCCUGGCAGAACAUUCCCUGUUGAGAUACUAUACUCGCGGGAGCCUGAAUCCGAUUAUCUUGAUACCGCGCUGGUCACGGUCAUGCAGAUCCACUUGACAGAGCCAAAGGGCGAUAUCCUCCUUUUCCUCACAGGUCAGGAAGAAAUCGACACAGCGUGCGAAGUGCUUUUUGAACGAAUGAAGGCACUUGGGCCGGGAGUGCCCGAACUUUUGAUUCUGCCCGUGUAUGCGCAGCUUCCAACCGAGAUGCAGAGCCGAAUUUUCGAUCCCGCCCCGCCCGGCGCGAGAAAGGUUGUCAUUGCCACCAACAUUGCUGAGACGUCAAUCACGAUUGACGAGAUUUACUACGUUAUUGAUCCAGGUUUCGUCAAGCAGAGCGCCUACGAUCCCAAAUUGGGCAUGGACUCGCUCAUCGUUACUCCAAUUUCCCAGGCACAAGCAAAUCAAAGAGCUGGCCGUGCUGGACGAACUGGACCUGGAAAGUGCUUCCGGCUCUAUACCGAAGCCGCCUACCAAUCGGAAAUGUUGCCGACCACGAUCCCUGAAAUUCAGCGCGCCAACUUGGCACACGUCAUUCUCAUGCUCAAGGCCAUGGGUAUCAACGAUUUGUUGCAUUUUGAUUUCAUGGACCCUCCGCCUGUCAAUACAAUGCUUACAGCCCUGGAGGAGUUGUACGCUCUCAGUGCUCUGGAUGACGAGGGUUUGCUCACCCGUCUGGGCCGCAAAAUGUCCGACUUUCCCAUGGAGCCUUCGCUUGCCAAAGUGCUCAUCACGGCGGUCGAUUACCAGUGCUCGGAGGAGAUGCUCAGCAUCGUGGCCAUGCUGAACCAGUCGACCAUCUUUUACCGGCCCAAGGAAAAGCAGACGCAGGCGGACCAGAAAAAGGCCAAGUUUCACGACCCGCACGGCGACCACCUCACGCUGCUCAACGUGUACAACGCGUGGAAGCACAGCAGCUACUCGAGACCGUGGUGCUUUGAAAACUUUAUCCAGGACCGCUCGAUGCGGCGCGCCAAGGACGUGCGCGACCAGAUUCUGCGCAUCAUGGAGCGGCACCGGCACCCCGUCGUCUCGUGCGGGCGCGACACGCAAAAGGUGCGGCGGGCGCUCUGCACGGGCUUCUUCCGGAGCGCGGCCCGCAAGGACCCCCAGGAGGGCUACAAGACGCUGACCGAGGGCACGCCCGUGUACCUGCACCCGUCGUCGGCGCUGUUUGGCAAGCAGGCCGAGUGGGUCAUUUACCACGAGCUGGUCCUGACGACCAAGGAGUACAUGCACUGGACGACGGCGAUUGAGCCCAAGUGGCUGGUGGAGGCGGCGCCGACGUUUUUCAAGGUGGCGCCCACGGACAGGCUGAGCAAGCGCAAGGCGCAGGAGAGAAUCUUGCCGCUGUAUAACAAGUUUGCUGGCGAGGACGAUUGGAGACUGAGCGCGCAGAAGAGAGGAGGACGUGGCGGCGGCGGCGGCACUUGGGGUUGA
Molecule: messenger RNA, 3564 nt
Organism: Beauveria bassiana ARSEF 2860
Lineage: Eukaryota; Fungi; Ascomycota; Sordariomycetes; Hypocreales; Cordycipitaceae
Product: helicase associated domain-containing protein
Exons: 1
Coding region: 1-3564 (1187 amino acids)
Biological process (GO): spliceosomal complex disassembly
Cellular component (GO): intracellular anatomical structure; catalytic step 2 spliceosome
Molecular function (GO): RNA binding; ATP binding
Source: RefSeq, a predicted model, not a curated record